Molecule: messenger RNA, 392 nt
Organism: Clonostachys byssicola
Lineage: Eukaryota; Fungi; Ascomycota; Sordariomycetes; Hypocreales; Bionectriaceae
Source: the annotation of a GenBank genome assembly
AUGUUUGAUACAGGGCCAAGCCUCGAUUUCGGCGGACCCAUGCCCUUUGAGGAGGCCUUAGGUAGAUGUUGAAGCUGAGUCCCGACAAUCAAUUGCUAACAGUCACAGGCUUACAAGAGUUCCCGCCAGGUUACUCUUCGCCACUGACUGACAGUUCCAUCUUCGCUUCCCCAUGCAGUAAUACUCCGGAGGAAGCUAUGGUACUCUCAACCUUUGAUGAGAAUAUGCUUACACAAGUUGACAACUCAAUCGCGCAACAGGAAAAUGAAAUGUACGAGCUCGCGCGAAGUAUUGAGGACUCCAGCCUCAUUACUUCGUAUAAAGCGCACCCGAGCGAGUUUAUCACCACAGCCCCCCUGUCCCCCACCCGCGGUCCAGGUUCGAUGGUUUAG